CAAGCGAACGGGCGGCAGUCGAUCCUACGAUCCGACAGACACGCUCGUCCCGAGCUGUCUUACAAUUUUUUAUUAAAAAUAUUCCACGAAUAUCAAAGUUAAAGUUAUACAGUGACGCGUAAUAAGUACUCUAGUGUUGUUAAAGCGCGCGAAGUGAAAUCUUUAAAAAUCUGUGGACAAAUACGGUAUUCAAAUUAGGAACGUUCAUCGACACCGUUCAAAGCUUGUUCUUUCCAUAGAGUUAGCGACUGGACUCUUAGAUUUGGUGUGGCUAUGUGAUGUGAGUUAAUUCUAGAUUUUCACCUACAGCGGAAACAGCUUACGUAGACGGCUAGCGGUAAAACGUCGUCCGCGCCGCACGCUAGUUCUUGUUUCAUGUUGAGUAACCGUCAGGUUUCUAAAAAGUGCUUUCGAGCGAACAUACAGCAACGUAUACGUGAAUUUUCGGUGGUUCGCCCACUGGAGUCCCGUUAGAAAGUGUGUGGCACUCUGUGGACUGUUUGUUGAUGAGGUGUGGGCAGGACAAGUGCUGAGGGUUGUGGAGUUAGUGGCGGGCGUGUUGUUGUGAGGUGGUGUAUCAGUGCAUGGCGCGAUGAUCAGCGGCGGCUGGGUGUGCGCUCUGCACGUGCGCACGGCGGGCCUCGGCGGUGCCGCGCUGGGCUCCGACGAAGAGGAGAUCGUCUACCUCGCCUAUGUUGUUAUUGAUGUGCUCACGAAUCAGAUAAUUGGAGAGCGGGAAUAUGCUGUUAGGCCAACGAGGAGGCCGUCAGAGGAAUUACAGACUGGACAACCCUUAGAAGUUAUUGUACAACAGUUCGAUGAGUUCGUGAGAUCGCUGCAAGUGGACCCUCACUCACCUCUCUUCAGGCUAGUGACAGAUGGACAACCACCUUUGAGACAAUGUCUCCACCCCGAAGCUUGCAGCAAGGACCUCACUCUACCGACGUAUUACGCGCGUUUCCACGACAUCCGCAAGGAGUACGUGCGCGCGUAUACGCUGCGUGCCGUCAACGGGGCGCGCGCGGUGCCACCACCGCCACCGCCGCCAGACCACCCCGGCUCACUGUUAGAUAUGCUCAACUAUUUAGGAAUAAGCCCAUACAGCGGAGACAACUUCUACGCUGCAGAAGUGAAAGACAUGGCCAGCAUUAUACAGAGGAUAAUUACUGAUGGUUUCCGGUUAGAGUUGCCCGAGACUGUCGAUUUAGUUUUAGAAACUGGUAUUUGCUCAAAAGACGAUGAAAUUGAUGGUAACUGCAUAGUCCGCGCCCGUGGUCUGCCUUGGCAGUCUUCAGAUCAAGACAUCGCCAAGUUCUUCAGAGGUCUCAAUGUUGCAAAGGGUGGAGUAGCUCUGUGUCUCUCGCCUCAAGGGAGACGUAACGGCGAAGCGCUGGUGCGGUUCGUGUCUCAGGAACACAGGGACAUGGCGCUCAAACGACAUAAGCACCAUAUCGGCUCGCGGUACAUUGAGGUGUACCGUGCAAGUGGCGAGGAUUUCCUGUCAGUGGCAGGGGGCGCCACCUGCGAGGCGGCUGCCUUCUUAUCCCGGGGAGCGCAAGUCAUCGUGCGGAUGAGAGGACUGCCCUAUGAUGCUACACCUCAGCAAGUUCUUGAUUUUUUCUCAACGGGCGAGAAUCCAGUAAUGGUGCUGGAUGGAGCUGAAGGUGUAUUGUUCGUACGUCGAGCUGAUGGAAGGGCUACUGGGGAUGCCUUCGUUCUCUUUGCCAAGGAAGAUGACGCGCCCAAGGCGUUAUCUCGACAUCGCAAGUCUAUAGGAGCUCGAUACAUCGAACUGUUUCGGUCUACUACGGCUGAAGUUCAACAGGUUUUAAAUAGGUCCCUAGAGACCCGUACGAGCCAGUCCAGCACGCCUUCCACUGCACCUACUCCAGCUGAAGGUCUCCUGCCCGUAGCCUUAGUGCCCCAGCAUGUCAUCACAUCUGGAACCGCUAAAGACUGCGUCCGACUAAGGGGCUUGCCUUAUGAGGCGCAAGUGGAACACAUACUGACCUUCUUGGAUGAGUUCGCCAAGAACAUAGUGGUGCAAGGCGUGCACAUGGUAUACAAUGCUCAGGGUCACCCCAGCGGCGAAGCAUUCAUCCAGAUGGACAGUGAAGCGAGCGCCUUCCUCUGCGCGCAGCAGAAACACCAUCGAUACAUGACCUUCGGCAAGAAGCAGCGGUACAUUGAGGUGUUCCAGUGUUCCGGCGACGACAUGAACCUGGUGCUGACGGGCGGCGUGACGCCGGCGACGUCCCCGAAGGUGUUGUCCCCCGGUACGUUGGUGUCCCCCCCGCCGCCCGCGCCCGCGCCCCGCCUGCUGGCGCAGCAGAUCGCGCACCAGAGCCUCCUCGCGCGCCAGCACGAGAACCUCCUCCUCGCCUCCCUCCGCCCCCCCAUCGUCCCCAUCCUGCCCACGUACGCGGCCGUCCGCUCGCAGACCCCGGCCGCACAGGCCUACCAACUGCCCCAAAUGUCGCAGAUGCUACAACAGCAGACGAUGCUGCCAACCAAACGGUCUUAUGAGCGCGCCUUCCAGCCCACAGAGGCGACGCCCGCAAAGAGGCCAUAUGCCAUGCCGCCUCAUAUGACUCCUGCUUUGUCUCUGCCAGUUUUCUCUUACGGCACGUCGGCUCCUAUAUUCUCUUACGCGAACACGAGUCCUAUGUUGUCGACGUACAAUACGUUGCCGACCGCUUUGCCGACCGCCUUGCCGGCGGGGUACGGGUCUGCGCUGUCCGCGGCUCUGCCAGGGUCCAUGACGACGCCCUUCCCUACGCUGUCCAUGUUCCCCACGUACCCGUACUACCCGGGCGUUUAAAUUGAGAUAGAGAAGUAGAUCGUCGUGCCUGUCAAAUGCCGAAUUAACUACGCGUUUUAAACGCAGCGUCUUGUUACGAAACAACGCAAAUAAAAAUAAACUAAAAUUAACGCAAUUUCUAAACAUUACCGGUUCGCGGUACCGUUGGUAAGUGGUACGGUUCCACAUAAACAUACAAUGGCUUGCUACUUCCAUAGUUAGGUUACGCAGAAAAAUAGUUGAUAACUCAUGAACUAACACCAUUAAACUCGCACUUCUUUAUUACAAAACGUAGUUUACAAUUCUUUUAACUAUAUUUUGUAAGAAGAGUGACAAAACUGAGUACAAUAGUCAACUAACUUGCUAAAACAAGAGUACCUGAGGGGAAAUAAUAGUUAAAAUAAAGAAUAACUAACCAAUAGUUUAAACGCCUUAUUAUAAGUCUAAAGUCGCAAUAACUUGCGUUGCGUCAAAAUCGCAGCUACGUGUGCGUUACGACAGCUAGACCAAGUCACAAAAAUGUCUAUAAAAAAUGCGGAAAAUAAUCUACCAUAGUUAUACAGGACGGAUGUAAAAUUUAAGACAAUGUAUAAUUUUUUGAGGAUUUGGCAUUAACUCGGCAAGAAACAGGGUAGAUAAAAUGACAUUCGACAAUACGCUCAGGAGUGUGAAGUGCCUUCGCUAUUUUUACGAUAUUUUUAGGUUAUAAACAUGAAUUUACUACAAAAAUAAGUUUAAAAUCUAUAAAGGCAGUUAUUAAGCAGCUCGAUAUUGAUAGGUUUAGUACUUACUUAAUAUACUUGUUGAAUUUAUUACUUGACUUUAAAUAUUGUUGAACUCUCAUUUUCAUAUUUUUAAUUAUGAUUAAGUGAACCAGAGGUUGUUAAUCAAUGACAAGUUAGUUGUAUGAUUUAUUUUACGUUUUUAAGUUCGGGGCUGCCAUUUAAUAUCUACUUAAUUUUUAUUUUAGGAAGAAACUAUUUAGAAACGAAUCAAUAAUGAACAUUUUAAUAAUUUUAUUAAUUUUAAUGUUGGACUAAAAAAAUGAUCAAAAUUAUUCGAAGUUCGUAAGGAGACGUUGUAAAUCCAAUAUGGCAGCCCCAAAACAGUGUGAUUAGAUGUCGUUGUGAUUUUUAAAUAUUACACAUUCCAUUAUAAAAAGACAAUGUUUUGCCAAUUUUUUGAAGGCUGAUCUUUAAAGUCUGAGAAAGUGUUAGGUACUUAUUGUCGUAUGAAGCUCAUGUAUUGCACAAAACACACUUAAAUCAAGAGUAAAAUUAAUUAUAUUAUAUAUUAUUAUUAAUGUUUGUUUUUAAAGAUUACAGCUUAAUUGUGGCAACUAAAUAUAAAUACUCGACAGUAAUGAAAUAUAGCACAACAAAAGUUCGUUAAAAAUACUGAACAUUAUCCUGUCAUGUACUUUAUUAGAUGCUAGCACAAGUUACCCCAUUCGUUUUUAUUAACAUCUUGACUAAUUAUGAGACAUUAAAAAUAUAUUGUCUUGUGCCGAGAUUUAAAUGAUCCGGCAAACCAAGGAGUAACAUCUGUUAUAAAACAAGAUUUUAGACAAUCUGGUGGUAAUUUGACUUUAAAUUCAUUACAUUCCAAGUAUAAGUACCUAAUAUCAAUUGAUACAGUUGCAGUAUAUUUGCUUCGCGACUUAUAUUUAAGUUCUAUAAAUGUUAAGUUACUUAAAGUUUUGUUUUUGUUUGUUUGAGUACAAUGCGUGUGUACACUUUGUGCUUAGUUUACACGUUUUUUUUUAAUUAUAGUGUUUUUGCUACCAUAGUCAUACUCUGAAACCAUAUGCAAAAUGAAUUGAUCUUUUCGUAUUUUCAAUCGGCUUCAGUUCUACUUUUUGCGAAAAUAAUAAUAUAUUAUUAUAUUUUACAUGUAUUUAAAUAAAUGUACUAAAUCGCGUAUACAUGCUUUUUUUAUUUUAAAUCUUAUCUAAAAGAGCUUUUCAUUAUUUUAUUAUUUAGAUGUACUUAGCUAAAAAACACCCGUUCGAAAAAAGAAUCGUUAGAAAUCAAUAUAACACAAACUUUAAUUUAUUAUAAUAUAAGAUCUAUUUUGAAAUAAUAAAAAAAAUGUAAUCGUUUCGACAACUGUUAAAAAUAAUUUUAUAUAAAUUUAAGUUCAUUUUAAAUAUUUUAGGACGGCCGCGGAAUCCUAUAAAUUUCCCAUUCCUUCCCCUUAUUAUACAGUCCAAAUUUUACAAUAUUAUAUCACAAAAUAACCCACGGUUAUAUCACUUAGCUUAACCUCAUCGUCUGUACCUCACACCACAUAGUAUAGUCUACAUUAAAAUUAUAAUUUACUGCUACUAAUUUGGUUUAUAUUCUCGAAAAUUCACGUUACAAUGACAAGAAAAUACAUAUUAAUAUGAAGUCUAUAAGUUAUUUUAAAAAAGUCGUGUGCGUCAUUGUAACUGGACCAUUUCGGGAAUAUAAUUCAAAUCGGGUGAUUUGUAUAACGGAACAGUUUAUACUUGAAAGUUAACGUCAUUUUAUAUGGUGUCGCCAUUGUCUCAAUAAUCACAAAUAUAUAGGUAUGGGGCUUUAGUCACAAUACACGGUGUAAUGGCUAAUCUUUGUUCUGUCAUUUCUAAAUAUUAUUUACUUGUCGUAAUUUCUACAACAUGGUCCAGAAACAUUUAACUAUUUUACCUACUCAUUUUUAGAACGUCCAUGUUCCUGGAAUUACGAUUUAGUCUAUUUACAAUGCAAUACUGUGUUUAUUAAUGGUUAUAUAAAAACUGUUGUAUUAUGGUGUAUCCGUCGGGUUGUGUUAUGGAAAAUGUGCAUGAAACCCAUCAGAAACGGUAAGUGUUGCACACGUUAUGUAAUAUUUGUAAUAAAACCAAGAACAUGUCGUAUAUCCAAUUAAAAAUUAAGGGUGUAGCAUGAACCGCUUAUAUUUAAGGAAAGGGUUGCAUGGCUCGUGUUAAUAAAAUAUAAUCCGAUGUUUUAGCUUCCGUAGUUUUCCAAAGCACAUCGCGGUCGGAUACAAAUCAGUUUCUUUUGCGAAACUAUAUGUUACUGUUUCAUAAAAUUAUGUACACGGUUGUAACUUUAUCUUGGUACUAUGGGUCACUUGAAUUAGGUUUAAAUGCAUUUGUAAGUUACUAAUACGGCGCUAAAGUGACGAUAUGAAGUUUUUCCUAGAGCUACAUCUAUGCAUUGUGCUUCCAUAACUUGUAGUAAACAAAUCCUACAUAGUAUCAUAAGUUAAAGUUCAUGUUCAGUCUUGGUAAGGGUUCUGUCUCCUCCAGUCAUUAACACGCAACUUUAUAUCACAGCUUCUUCUUCUCUUGCUAUCUCAAAGAUCUCCGCUUUACUUUAUUUCGUAAUGGAGUAAAAUUAUCAAUUCGUUGUACUUAAGAUGUAUUUUUAUAAUUUUUAGUGCAUGACUUACUUAUUCAAGUAAUCACCAAUAAUUUUAUUGUUUUACACACGAAGACAUGUUUUUUACUGUUGCACUAAAUUUUAUUUAAAUAUAUUUGUGUGUAGUGACUGGGGGACGUGGUGUGAGGAUGUUGGAUAUAUUCCGCUCGUUAUAAUGUAGACAUACGUCACGGGUCACAAUUUAAACUGCCAAAGCGUUUCGAUUACAGUUAUCAUUCCAUUUAAAUAUUUAAAAGCAAACUUUUUCGAUGCGCUUAAAAUUUGACAACUAUGAAGCCGAAAAUCAUAUUUCAAAUGUAGUUUUAUUGCAUAGAACUAAGUUUUUUCCGUUUUACAGAGUUUUUGUCUCAUCUUGUUAGCAUCAUGAUGGUUUUUUAUUAUAAUUUUAGUUGGAUAAAUAUAGUGUAUUGCGAUUAGAAAUAAAAGGUUACUUUACAUGUUAGAUGAUAAUUGCGAGUUUCUCUGGUUUGUGGUUGUGCUAUUGUCUCUUAUAUGUACUAUUUCUAAGGUCGGGAAUGGAAUGGAUCUGAUUUUUUGUUCAUAAAUUCACUUUAAACUUUCUCCUCUAGCGAUUUAUGUUGCUUGAAAAGUUUUAUUUUGGGUAUAAAGUAUGAUUUAAUUUUAUCAUUCUAAUGUCUACAUUAUAGGUGAAUAAAGCUACCCACAAUAAAAUAUGUUCUAUAUAAUUAGCAUUGUAAUGUGGAAAAUCAGUUUCAUAAUCCAAGUCUAUCCAAGCUUCGUCGCGUAGAUAGCAGAGGUACUUGUGAAGGAAUGGUUGAACUAACACUCGAUCGCUUGAUCUGUCUCCGCUACAGUACAGUAUCGUCCUAUAUGUUGUACUAACACACUUCUGGGUGAGUGGGCAAAUGAGUUAUUGGUAAGUUUUUAUUAAAUUUAUUAUAGAUAGAAAAAAACCGACUUUUGUAACGCAUUUUAUAAUAAUGUCAUACAAAUUAUAAGUAGGGGGUCCCGUCGUUGUGACGCACAUUGUCAUAAAAAUGGUGGCAAUAUUCUAAACAAUCAUAAUCAUAUUAUAUUCAUGAACUAAAAAAAAUGUAUUUAAAGGCCAUAAUUAUUCGCUGGCAUUGGCAUAAUGAUUAAAAUAUUGCAUUAAUAAGACAAAAAUUCACGAAAAGACCGAGUAACAAUGAAAACAUGCAAGAGCGGACAUCAGUUUUUUAAUAGAGAAAUCGUGCUCAUUUUCUUAGGGCAUUUGUUUAUAUAGAUUUUAUAAUAAACUGAAUACAUACAGUGUAACAUAGAUUAUACUCAGAUUGUACAUCAAUCAAGCGCUUUUUUAAAUUGAAAUAUAAAAAUAGGCUGCACAAUUUAACUUUGAUAAUAAUAAAGACAAUCGUGUUAGGUAUAAAUCCCUAUAAAAAUAUACAGUUUAACUCUUCCUUCACAAGGUAACAGAUACAUAGCACAAUCAUGCCUCCUCCUAAUGCUUUUAACGUUCCUCGUACGUCUAAGACUUUGUACAAACCUUUGGGACAUAAAUAAACCCCAAAUAACGAACACUAUAAGCACAGGCUUCAUUAUACAUAUAAUUAUAAUAAUUAAUUAAUAU
Spodoptera litura is the source of this 7777-nucleotide messenger RNA. It is a transcript of the gene fus, whose product is annotated as epithelial splicing regulatory protein fusilli. Gene Ontology annotation, molecular function: RNA binding. The record is from RefSeq and is a predicted model, not a curated record. NCBI's taxonomy places the organism in Eukaryota, Metazoa, Arthropoda, Insecta, Lepidoptera, Noctuidae.